GGGUACUAGAAGCUUCUGUUAACGCCGGGCUGGUGGAGUGCGGGAUUGGGCAUUGACUGGCUUUGCGUGUUUCGGGUGGAAAGACAUCCGUGUGAUAAUGGCAAACUUCAACAAGGGACCAGCCUACGGCCUCUCCGCUGAGGUGAAAAACAAGAUUGCACAGAAAUAUGACCCUCAAGUGGAAGAGGAUCUGCGUCUUUGGAUAGAAGAAGUGACUGGCAUGAUAAUUGGCGAAAACUUCCAACAAGGUUUGCGGGAUGGCGUCAUUCUCUGCAAUCUCAUAAAUAAACUGCAGCCUGGAUCAAUCAGGAAGAUAAAUGAAGCAAAAUUAAACUGGCAUAAGCUGGAGAACAUUGGAAACUUCAUUAAGUCAAUGCAAGAGUAUGGUAUGAAGCCUCAUGAUAUUUUUGAAGCCAAUGACCUGUUUGAGAAUGGAAACAUGACCCAAGUUCAGACCUCUUUGGUGUCUUUGGCUGGUUUGGCAAAGACAAAAGGAUUUCAUACAUCAGUGGACAUUGGGGUCAAAUAUGCUGAAAAGCAGAGAAGACAGUUUGGAGACGAAAAGAUGAAAGCUGGCCAAAGUGUCAUAGGCCUACAGAUGGGAACAAACAAAUGUGCAAGUCAAGCUGGUAUGACGGCCUAUGGGACCCGAAGGCACCUUUAUGACCCUAAAAUGCGAACAGAUAAGCCAUUUGACCAGACUACAAUAAGCCUACAGAUGGGAACAAACAAAGGAGCCAGCCAGGCUGGCAUGCCUGCUCCAGGAACAAGAAGAGAUAUUUACGAUCAGAAAGCAGUAUCACAACCAGCGGACAACUCUACUAUUUCACUGCAAAUGGGAACCAAUAAAGUCGCCUCCCAGAAAGGAAUGAGCGUCUAUGGCCUUGGGCGGCAAGUGUAUGAUCCAAAGUAUUGCGCUGCCCCCACAGAACCCAUCAUUCACAAUGGAAGCCAAGGAACCGGAACGAAUGGAUCUGAAAUCAGUGAUAGUGAUUACCAGGCUGAGUAUCCCGAUGAAUAUCAGGGAGAAUACCCCGAUGACUAUCCUAGGGAUUACCACGGCCAGUACAGUGACCAGGGAAUAGAUUAUUAGAUGUAUACAAUGUAUUCAGUAUUAGUUCCUUUUAUUUUAUUCAAUGAAAGCCAAGCUAGCCUUGUGUAAUUUACUUGUCUUCCUUAAACACUACUAUGCUUUAAUAAUGAAACAAUUUGCCUUAUUUACAUUCCUUUUCCACCUUUUAUCUCUAGUUGCCUUUUAGUGCUGAGACGGAUCUUAAUCUACAGCAUUACCAGUAAUUUCAUAUGAAGUAAAAAAAAAAAAAAA
This is a messenger RNA of Xenopus laevis (African clawed frog), 1324 nucleotides long. RefSeq names its product calponin 3, acidic L homeolog (gene cnn3.L). Gene Ontology annotation, biological process: actin filament organization; actomyosin structure organization. NCBI's taxonomy places the organism in Eukaryota, Metazoa, Chordata, Amphibia, Anura, Pipidae. Gene Ontology annotation, molecular function: actin filament binding; actin binding. Gene Ontology annotation, cellular component: actin cytoskeleton; focal adhesion. The record is from RefSeq and is marked provisional.